AUGUCUCACCCUUCUUGGCUGCCACCCAAAAGCACCGGAGAACCCCUUGGCCACGUGCCUGCACGUAUGGAGACCACCCAUUCCUUUGGGACCCCCAGCAUUUCUGUGUCCACACAGCAGCAACCCAAGAAAUUUGCACCAGUAGUUGCUCCAAAACCCAAGUACAACCCAUACAAGCAACCUGGAGGUGAGGGUGAUUUUCUUCCACCCCCACCUCCACUGCUAGAUGAUCCCAGUGUCCUUCCACCUGGUCCUGGAAAUUUCCCUCCUCCACCACCCCUUGAGGAAGGUGCUUUCAGAGUGCAGGGAAAUCCUGGAGGCAAGACCCUUGAGGAGAGGCGCUCAAGCCUGGAUGCUGAGAUCGACUCCCUGACCAGUAUCUUGGCUGACCUGGAGUGCAGCUCCCCUUACAAGUCUCGGCCUCCACAGGCUUCUGUUAGUUCAACAGCUUCUCCUCCGGUCUCCACCCCUGUCACAGGACACAAGCGAAUGGUCAUCCCAAACCAGCCUCCUCUAACAGCAACUAAAAAGUCAACGCUGAAGCCACAACCUGCACCCCAGGCUGGACCCAUCCCAGUGGCUCCAAUUGGAACACUCAAGCCUCAGCCACAGCCUCAGCCAGUUCCAGCUUCUUACACCACGGCAUCCACUCCUUCAAGGCCUACUUUCAACGUGCAAGUGAAGUCAGCAAAGCCCAGCCCUCAUUACAUGUCAUCUCCUUCAUCAGGACAAUUCUACGGUCCAGGAGCCCAGGGCUAUAGCACUCAACCAGUGCCUGUUUCUGGGCAGUGUCCACCUCCAUCAAGCCGAGGAGCCAUGGAGUAUAUAUAUAUUCCUUCACCGGGACUUCAGUCUGAUCCUGGAUAUGGGUAUGCUCCCAACCAAGCUCGCUAUUAUGAUGGUUAUUACCCAGCAGGGCCUGGCUAUGGGGGCCAAAAUGACUCUGAUCCUACCUAUAGUCAGCAAGGUCACCAGAAUACCUGGAAGCGGGAACCAGGAUACGCUCCGCCGGGACCAGGCAACCAGAACCCUGCUGCUAUGUAUCCGGCCCCAGGUCCCAAGAAGACCUAUAUCACGGAUCCUGUUCCAGCUCCGUGUGUACCACCGCUGCAGCCAAAGGUUGGACACCCAGGACCAAUGGGUCCUCCAGCUGUAACCUCCUCAUUCCGUCCAGAGGAUGAGCUUGAGCAUCUGACCAAGAAGAUGCUGUAUGACAUGGAAAACCCACCUGCCGAUGAAUACUUUGGCCGCUGUGCUCGCUGUGGGGAGAACGUCGUUGGGGAAGGUACAGGCUGCACUGCCAUGGAUCAGGUCUUUCACGUGGAUUGUUUUACCUGCAUCAUCUGUAACAACAAGCUCCGGGGGCAGCCCUUCUAUGCAGUGGAGAAGAAAGCAUACUGUGAGCCCUGCUACAUUAAUACUCUGGAGCAGUGCAAUGUGUGCUCUAAGCCCAUCAUGGAGCGGAUUCUCCGUGCCACUGGGAAGGCCUACCAUCCUCACUGCUUCACCUGUGUGAUGUGCCACCGCAGCCUAGAUGGGAUCCCAUUCACUGUGGACGCCGGCGGGCUCAUUCACUGCAUUGAGGACUUUCACAAGAAAUUUGCCCCUCGAUGUUCUGUGUGCAAGGAGCCUAUUAUGCCAGCCCCAGGCCAGGAGGAGACUGUUCGCAUUGUGGCUCUGGAUCGUGAUUUCCAUGUGUACUGCUACCGGUGUGAGGAUUGUGGUGGUCUUCUGUCUGAAGGAGAUAACCAGGGCUGCUACCCGUUGGAUGGACACAUCCUCUGCAAGACCUGCAACUCUGCCCGCAUCAGGGUGCUGACCGCCAAGGCUAGCACUGACCUUUAGAGCCAUCUGCUUAUUACCUGGUUAGUGGGUGGCACUGAGAAAAACGAAACACAAGAAAACAAUAAGAAAAA
Molecule: messenger RNA, 1916 nt
Organism: Chrysochloris asiatica (Cape golden mole)
Lineage: Eukaryota; Metazoa; Chordata; Mammalia; Afrosoricida; Chrysochloridae
Gene: LPP
Product: LIM domain containing preferred translocation partner in lipoma
Exons: 9
Coding region: 1-1845 (614 amino acids)
Biological process (GO): cell-cell adhesion
Cellular component (GO): stress fiber; focal adhesion
Source: RefSeq, a predicted model, not a curated record